Laccaria bicolor S238N-H82 is the source of this 1984-nucleotide messenger RNA. RefSeq names its product NADPH oxidase regulator NoxR (gene LbNOXR). Gene Ontology annotation, molecular function: protein binding. Bases 241 to 1881 code for a protein of 546 amino acids. The record is from RefSeq and is a predicted model, not a curated record. The transcript has 9 exons. Lineage: Eukaryota; Fungi; Basidiomycota; Agaricomycetes; Agaricales; Hydnangiaceae.
UGGUCCCACAGGGCCACAGGCUUCACAAAUAUAUACCUACAUAGUUCAAUUUACUGUUGCUGCGCAUCCCCAGCUUCCCCGUUGUCAACGUCGUUCCCGAGACUGGGUCUCUUAUUUCUUUCUUCUUUUUUCUUUUACUUCUUUUUCACCCUUUGAACUCAUCCUUGGCCGGAUCAUUCACGUUGCAUCUCGCGUCAGGAACGCUGCUCUGAUAUUCAUCUCUUCUAAUCACCACCCACCAUGUCUCUCAAGGCAGAGCUCGAAACUUGGGCAGCAGCCCUAAAGGCAUACGACGAGGAGGACUUUGAAAAGUCCCUGGAUCUCUUCUCUCGUAUUGCGGAUUCCUCCAAGAUUCUCACCAAUAUUGGCCUGAUUUAUGCGACUCUUGGAGAGCACGAAGCCGCCGUUCAGCGCUUCAUUGAAGCCACAAACUUCGAUCAAUAUUUGGCUGUCGCAUAUUUCCAAUGCGGAGUGUCCAACUUUCUCCUUGCGCGCUACGAGCUGGCGUACAAGGAUUUUGAGGAAGCCUUGCUGUAUCUUCGUGGGAAUCAGGCCAUAAACUAUGAACAACUUGGGCUCAAAUUCAGAUUAUUUUCUGCCGAGGUCUUAUUCAAUAAAGGCCUAGCCCAAAUCUACAUGGGCCGCGCACAAGAAGGUUUGGCGGACAUGGAAGAGGCGAGACGGGAGAAAGCGACUGAUGAACAUAAUGUUAUUGACGAUGCAAUUCAAGAACGUGGCGAAGGAUACACUGUCUUCAGUAUUCCAGUUGGGGUGCUUUAUCGUCCCUCCGAAAAGAAACUUAAGAAUUCGAUGCAAAAAGAUUAUAUGGGAAAGGCUAAACUCGUCGCAGCAAGUGACCCCAACGACAUUUUCACCACUUUCACGGGUUCAACACGAUUGAAGCAAGGAAUUUCGCCUUCGGGAGUCUUUAUCGAUCGCCCCGACAUAGAGAGCGCCGUGAUCCCUUCUGUGACGCGCAGUGCUUCGGUGCCAUCUAGCACUGCUCCAUCGAGGCAACCCGCCGACGGAGUAAGGUUGGCUGGAGUUGAGCGGUCCAGGACGGCUAUGAAUCCGCCGCAGAGUGCAAGGUUAGCCUCCAAUAAGGGACCACCUCCCCGGCCACCAAUGUCAGCAGGCGCUUCGAUUGGAAGGAGUAAUACCAAUAUUACUCCAAGCCGCCCUUCUCCCAAUGCGACCAUUGGCGGACCGGUACGAGGUUUGAGCGUCCGACGCCCUGGAAACGCGUCUCCGGGUAAUUCUUCUCCCCCGAGGGCCCCUCCAAAAGAUGACGCUCGAUUGACUGAGUUUUACGACGAUUAUCUCGAUUCUUAUGGAGGGGACGCACCUAUCCCGCCAAUUGCACAGCCUGGACCUGACCGUAUAGCUGCAUGGGCCCGCACAAAUGCAAAUCCUAAUUAUCCUCUCGUCCGCAGUGGCUCCCGUAGUGCGCCUACCAGCCAAUAUACACCAAGUUCCUAUGGGGGCGGUGGGUCAUUGCGGCGCAAAGUUACGAAGAGAAAUAAUCCCCGGGCGCCAAGCAGAGUACAAAGUACAUAUGAAGAGGAGGAAGAAGGAUACGUCAGCGGAGAAUAUGAAGACGGGCCAUUUGAACUGACGCUGAUCCGUGUCAAGCUCCAUUAUCAGGAUGACACAAGAGGCAUGACGCUUACUCCCGACACCCCCUUCGCCGACUUCAUGGAUAAAGUCACGGCGAAAUUUGGCAAGCAGAUAAACGGGCUUGGCCUCAAAUUCAAGGACGAAGACGGCGGAAAGGUUACCUUGCGAGAUGAGUCCGAUUACGAACUCGCGAUUGAAACAGCUCGCGAAAGCGCGAAGGGGAAGCCUGAGGGUAGAUUGGAACUGUGGUGUAUGGAUCUCUAGAUUUUUGGGAAUUGGAUGGAAAGAUACAUACAUUUUGGAUAAUUUGUACCUUUACUGUGUACUGCUACAGUUAUGACUAAGCAAAGUUUUUCGAUUCGUUUUC